AUGAGAGAAUAUUAUUAUAAUUGUGACAAAGCUAUAAUUGAUAAGUCUCGAUUUUUGCCACUUCUAGAUCAUAAUGGAUUUAUAAAUAAAUAAAUUAACGAUAUGUAUUUAAGGUCCCCUUCUUCCAUGCGUGACAUUCCUCCGCGCUCCGUGAGGAGCCGUGCUGGCACAAGCGAAAAGGAUGGACUUCCAUCACUGGUUAUCUGAGCCCAGGCCGAAACCCCUGGUUUCUCGGUAGUGGUUGCCCUAUUGGAUCGUCAGCCAACCGUCGCCGAGCACCACCAUUUCCAACUCAGCCUUUCGCCCCGAGUAACGCCAGUCUUUGUCUCCGGUUGGCCAGAUCGUCCAUUUAAGGACCCUUUUAACUGGAAAGACCGCCUUUAAAGUCGUCUAAUCUGCCUCCCCUUUUACCAGCUUAUCCGCUUGAUAAAUCCUCAAUCGCUUCCGCGAUUCGGGGCAGACCACAGUAACAGCUUGAGCAGGCAAGUCGCCCUGCUCCAUAUCGGGCACCCACUGGCUUGGGCGCUGCUGGAAAAAGGAGAUACUACUAACUGCCCUAGGAUCUGGUCACGAUCAGACGGGACUGUGUUCUUCCCUGGUCGCCACCAGGGUCCAGAUAUUGCUGGGCUAAGUCGCUUCUCUCCCGAAAACCAUGCCCGGAUAUACACGGAUUACCGUCACUGGGAGGAUGGGUCGGUCGCCAUACGCCAUUUUAUGUAUAUAUAAUGGAUUUAUAAUUGAAUGCAAUCUUUCAAUUAAACUUACAGCUUUUAGCAAUGAGGCUUAUUAUAUGGUAUCUUUCUCUAAGCAUAAAACCUCCCGGCAAUUAAUCCUUUUAUCAGAGGAUGGGUUUGUUUAUAGCCACACUUCACAACUAUCAACCUUAAUUGAAUCUGAAAAUGCAUGCUUGCAUAAUAUGAUGAUAUCUGAAUUAUUCUUAGGAAUUGAUUUUAAUAAUUUUCGGCUAUUUGAGCCAGUUAUAAUUCAGCUUAAAAAUAAAAAGCUCGCUUUAGUUCGCAUUGUAAAAGCACUAAAGGCAACCAAAAUCCAUACAAUUUUAGUAAUAAGUGAUCGUAAUGAGAUAGAAAAGUGGUUAAAAAAAGAAUCCGAAGAGCAAAUUGAAUAUUUCAACGCGGUUAAGCUAGCAACUGAUAUGAUUUUAGAUUGCGAAAGAGACGAUAAUGAGAUUAUAUAA
This is a messenger RNA of Blepharisma stoltei, 1195 nucleotides long. The record is from the annotation of a GenBank genome assembly. NCBI's taxonomy places the organism in Eukaryota, Ciliophora, Heterotrichea, Heterotrichida, Blepharismidae.